Messenger RNA from Cimex lectularius (bed bug), 1610 nucleotides. RefSeq names its product snRNA-activating protein complex subunit 3 (gene Pbp49). Gene Ontology annotation, biological process: snRNA transcription by RNA polymerase II; snRNA transcription by RNA polymerase III. Gene Ontology annotation, molecular function: core promoter sequence-specific DNA binding; bent DNA binding; RNA polymerase III type 3 promoter sequence-specific DNA binding. Gene Ontology annotation, cellular component: snRNA-activating protein complex. The record is from RefSeq and is a predicted model, not a curated record. The coding region runs from base 387 to 1550 and encodes 387 amino acids. NCBI's taxonomy places the organism in Eukaryota, Metazoa, Arthropoda, Insecta, Hemiptera, Cimicidae. The transcript is spliced from 7 exons.
AAUCACAUAUCUGUAAGUGUCUCAGGGCAGUUUGAGAUUCUUCUCAUGUCCAGCUUGAUCGCAGUUUGAAGUGUUUGAAGCCUCUUUAGUACCCUACAGUAGGGUUUACACCAGAGCGAUAGGAUACACAUCUUUAGGUUGUAAGCGAUAUAUGAUAAUUGUCCUGUAAGGUAUACAACACUCAGACCUAUAACAAAUGUGAAGGAACAACAAAAUCAGUUCACACCUGUACGAUUGUGACAUGUGACGUAAUAUACAUGUAUCAAGAGACACGGCCUGCUUGUCUCUUCAAUCACACAGGGCGAAGGGUGUGGAUGGCAAAUUUAAAGAGUGAGAACAUUGGCUUUGUGUCUGGCUGGCUCAUGUAAAGUCGCAUCGAAGGCAAGAUGGAAGCAGUUUAUCUUCAAAAAAACAAGAUUCCAGUCAAUGAAAUAUCAGAGAACACCUCAUUGAAAUUGUAUUUUGAAGAAUUCUCCAAUAAUGUUAAGCAAAUUUGCAAUGUCCAGCACUUUGUUAAUUUACUGAAUGUGGAAAUGGAUUUAAGCGAAAGUGAAGUUCGAGCUCUUAAUAAAACAAUAUGCUGGACAAAAUUACGGGGAAAGCCUGGAAAAGUCAAUCAGUCCAAAGUCAUCCUUCCUGUUGAUGGCUUCAGGCAAGAUUUCAUUCUGUACGAUUUACCAAAGUCACCAAAACUCAAAUCCAACAUCUAUCUCAAGAAGAGAGCUGAAAAGGAUGCCGUCACUUUGAGAAACAAAAUCAAAUACUGCGGCGAACUUGAUACUGAAGACUUAGACAUAAAAAAACUGACCAAAAACGUGGAACUGCUAGAACCUUUGGUCAAUUAUGUGCUAACAGUGAGAAUAUACCUUCCGUGCAUGCACCCAAAGGUCUCCACAGGGAGAUCAAAGAGUGUGAGAGUGAGCCAGGAGUUUCUCCUACCGUCUUGUCUGACCCUAGAUCAUCUCCGAGAUAGAAUCGGCUGCCAUAGUGAUUUCCAACCGAUGGAAGGCGAUGUGAGCAAAGAACCGUUAUCAACUAGUCAAUACUAUGCAAUGGAUCAGUAUAAAUCAGGAAUGUUUUAUAUUGGAAACGUUUUCUACAUUGAUUGUAGGUUUGCUGGCAAUAUCGAUUACAGUGAGCCCAUUAGAAAUUGGGGUAAAAAGAGAGGGUUUGAUCUCAAUUUUGUCGAGCCGAUGGAAAUGACAAAAGUCGACCAGCUCUCAUUCCGCCUUGGCUACCCAUAUGUUUAUAUGCACCAAGGCGAUUGUGAACAUCUCAUUGUUUUUACUGAUGCAAGGCUUCUUAGCCCAAUGGACAAACUUAUCAAAACUUGCUAUCCUUUGUUAAAAAGCUUCAGCAAUCUUCGUGGUAGUUACUGCAUGACCUGCGGUGUGCGUAUUGCCAGAUACAUUGUAGUCGAUACAGAAAGGCUACCUUCAGAUUACUGCUACCUUUGCACUGUGUGCCUUUAUCUUUAUAAUUACAUUGAUGACGAGAAGGUCGAGGACUUCAAGGUUUACAAAUACAUAGAUAGGGUGGCACUUUUUUAAAUGAAGAUAGACCAAUUGUUGUAAAUAUAUAAAUAAAUGUUUACUUGUAAAUAUGUUAAA